Grus americana (Whooping crane) is the source of this 1085-nucleotide messenger RNA. RefSeq names its product troponin I1, slow skeletal type (gene TNNI1). The record is from RefSeq and is a predicted model, not a curated record. Lineage: Eukaryota; Metazoa; Chordata; Aves; Gruiformes; Gruidae. Gene Ontology annotation, cellular component: troponin complex. Bases 210 to 710 code for a protein of 166 amino acids. The transcript is spliced from 8 exons. Gene Ontology annotation, biological process: muscle contraction.
CCCAGCCUGGCUUUGGAGCUGAGAUUUGCUCGAUUUUCCUGAAAACUGGCAAAUAGGACCAUUUUCGGGAGCAUUUGUUCUUCUGUCCUAGCCUGACUGCUCAUGAUCACUUGUGUGACCAGGGAGUUGAACAGUGUGACACCACAAUGCCAGAGCCGUAAAGAAAAUCCAAGAUCACAGCCUCACGCAAACUCUUGUUGAAGAGUUUGAUGCUGGCAAAAGCGAAGGAGGAAUGGGAACAGGAGAUUGUGGACAAGCAGUCAGAGAAGGAAAGAUACCUGUCUGAGCGGAUCACACCACUGCACACCAGUGGGCUUUCCUUGAGCCAGCUCCAGGACCUGUGCAGGGAGCUGCAUGAGAAGGUUGAAAUUGUGGAUGAAGAGAGAUACGACAUCGAAGCGAAAUGCAACCAUAACACUCGGGAGAUUAAAGAUCUGAAAAUCAAAGUGCUUGAUCUCCGAGGAAAGUUCAAGCGACCCCCCCUUAGGCGAGUCCGUGUCUCCGCCGAUGCCAUGCUGAGGGCUCUGCUGGGCUCCAAGCACAAGGUUUCCAUGGAUCUGAGAGCCAACCUAAAGUCUGUCAAGAAGGAAGACACAGAGAAGGAGCGCCCCGUGGAAGUGGGCGACUGGCGCAAGAACGUGGAGGCCAUGUCAGGGAUGGAGGGGCGAAAGAAGAUGUUCGACGCUGCCAAGUCCCCCACGGGCCAGUGAGAGGAGCAUCGGGAAGAAGAGCCUCCCCAGCCCUGCUGUCUGCCUCCCUUUCCCUUGCUGCCCCUCUGUGCUCUUUACACCCUCACCCCGAAUCCACCGCCAAGCUGAAACACGUGGACAACUGUGUGGGAAGGAGAUCUGAGCUUCUUUCUUGCAGCUUUGUCAUCGACCCCACACAGCCCUGGCACAGCGGCUCCCCAGUAUCACCCGCAUGGGCCAUGUCAUCUCCAAGAGGUCACCAUGCAUCCCUACCCUCCCUACCACUGCAGAGAGGCCCUAGAGAUGGCUGCUGGCCCUCCCACUUCCCCAUCCUCCACAAGUGCAGCCUGAGAUGUACCUGUGCGGCUACAUGUGUAUUAAAGGACAGUCUCCCGG